AUGGCCGUAUCGCGCAAAUCAAGGGACGAGACGAUCCAGCAUCUUGCCAAGGGAUACCACAUAAGCUAUGAGACGAUUCAGCAACUGGCUAACGGACACACCGCCGGCUACGCGCACAAUCUAAAGGCUCAGGAGAUUCCUCUACAAAUUCAAGGAGCAUACAUCGAGUAUCAGAGGGCGCAGUGGACGCAGGAUCGCGUAAGGUUCCGGCAGACUAUCACAUUUAUGGCGCCUAUGACCGGCCUUCUCCUGUUCCUCCUUGGCUACUACUACGCCCAGGCCUCUAUUCUAGAAUCAUUGCGAAGUUCGGAGCCAUUCGUUUAG
Messenger RNA from Emericellopsis cladophorae, 324 nucleotides. RefSeq lists its product as uncharacterized. The transcript has a single exon. Bases 1 to 324 code for a protein of 107 amino acids. The record is from RefSeq and is a predicted model, not a curated record. NCBI's taxonomy places the organism in Eukaryota, Fungi, Ascomycota, Sordariomycetes, Hypocreales, Bionectriaceae.